Hyposmocoma kahamanoa is the source of this 2609-nucleotide messenger RNA. Its product is annotated as luciferin 4-monooxygenase-like. NCBI's taxonomy places the organism in Eukaryota, Metazoa, Arthropoda, Insecta, Lepidoptera, Cosmopterigidae. The record is from RefSeq and is a predicted model, not a curated record. Gene Ontology annotation, molecular function: long-chain fatty acid-CoA ligase activity. The transcript is spliced from 11 exons. The coding region runs from base 162 to 1778 and encodes 538 amino acids. Gene Ontology annotation, biological process: fatty-acyl-CoA biosynthetic process; long-chain fatty acid metabolic process.
CCUAUUACUUACGUAGUCGUCCUCCGUUUCGGAUCACAAAUAUUAAUUACUUGCAAUAUUUGUCGCGCGUAUUUUUUACCGUCGUCUUAAACAGUUUGUUAGACAAUAAUUGUUUUCAGUUCUGUAAUAAUUCAGUUUGUUAGCAUUGGAAAAGAGUCAAAAUGGUAAUUAUAGCGGAUCAUGUUGCCCUGCUUAAAAAGCAGGCAGCUGAACGACACAACAUCAGCACAGAAAGAUGUCACAUAGGACACGUAAUAUUGGAGGGGAUGCUGCAGUACCCUGAUACCAUCCAUCAGAUUGAUGCAGUGACACAGAAGCAAGAAACAAACAUCUCUGUGGCAAAUCGUACAAAGAGAUUGGCCACUGCAAUGAGGAAUUACGGAUUGAAGGUCAACGAUAAUAUUAUCGUCAUGGGUAAUAACCACUUGGAUUUGUGUAUACCGUACUUCGCCUGCCACUUUAAUGGUUAUGCUUUGUGCGCUGUGGACCCCAUUAUGACUGCUGAGGAUCUUCAAACCCUCUUCCACUAUGUAUCUCCAGAAAUGGUAUUCUGUUCUAAGGAUAAAGUAGAAGAUACGAAAAAUGCGUUGUCAAAGAACAAUUUAGAAACACCCAUUGUAGUAUUCGAUGACAAAGAAAACGACUUAGAAGCAUUUGUUAAAAAACACAACGGCACUGAAGAACAAUUUUGCCUUCCUGACUUUGACCAUUCUAAAACUAUAGCGUGGCUUAUGUUGACAAGUGGAACUACAGGUCUUCCAAAAGUGGCCGUGAUACCCUUUGACACAUUACUCAGCGGCUUGUGCUGUUGGUGGGUACAGUUCACGGAUGAUAUGGAUUAUGCGUUGGCUAUGGCGACCAUUCAAUGGAUGUCAUCCCUGAUAAUCUUUUCUAGUACGUGUUUGAUGAACUUCACACGUGUUCAACUAUCAGUACCUAUCACACCUCAGCUUCUUAUCCACGUCAUUAACAAAUACAAGCCCAAGGCUUGCGCAUGGACGCCAUAUCUUUUGGGCCAGUUCCUGCGUGCCGCCGGGGACUUGUGUGACUUAAGCAGCUUUAAGUACAUCGCUAUCGGUGGCAGCUCCAUUGAAAAGCCUUUGUUUGAUCAAUUCAGUGCAAAAUGCGGUGCCUAUUUAUACUUGGUGUAUGGAAUGACUGAACUACUUGUGCCUGUAUUUGAAUACAACAGAACCACGCCUUUCGGUUCCACUGGCAAGCCGAUGGACAAAUUCCAGUAUAGACUCGUCGCAGAAGACGGCAGUACUGUAACGAAACCUAAUGAGGAUGGAGAGCUUUGGCUUAAAGGAGACGCAUUCUUUAAAGGAUAUUUCAAUAACCCCGAGGAAACCCGAAAAAUCAUAAAUGACGAUGGAUGGAUCAUGACUGGCGACAUAUUCUACAAAACCGAAGACAACUAUUACCACUUUGUGGAAAGAAAACGACUUCUAAUUAAAUACUGUGGAUUUUGGAUUUCUCCACUGCAAUUGGAAGAUGUGAUCAAGCAACACCCAGCUGUGGCCGAGGUGUGUGUAGUGGGCAUUCCCGAUAAAGAGACAACGGAGACGCCCGUAGCAAUCAUCCAGAAGAAGAAUGGCUGCCAAGUCGAGGCUAGCGAAAUCUUCAAACUUGUCCGAGAAAAAAUGCCGGACGUAAAACAACUGCACGGAGGUCUUUACUUCCUUGACUCUCUACCUCAAACUCCAUCCGGCAAGGUUCACCGAGCCAAGUUGAAAGAAAUGACAAUCACCGCCACACGGAUUAUGCCAACCCAAUAAAUAAAAACAAUUAUGUAGAUAAACGCAUUAAAAAUAGAUGUAUAAGUUUGACGACCUCAGUAGCGGUUAGCACUGUGGGCGCAAAUGAAGAGGUCCCGGGUUCGAUUCCCGGUAUGACAAAUUUGAGAAAUGAACUGAUCUUAUAGUGACUCUGGUACUCAUAGAACAGGGUAUUCCCUGGCAAUUGGUGUAGUCUGUCAACUGAUUCUUAUUAGAAACUCAAUAACAAUAAAAGUUGAUCAACGACAUUCGUAGAUGAUGAUGUGACGUAGCCUCUGUCGACGACUCAUUAUAUAAGUUCAUACUCAAAGUUCCAGCAAAAAAAUUGUAAAUACUGUAGAGGCACGACUGCCGGUGCAAAAUCGUUUGUUUGUCGAUAUUUUAUCAAAUACCGGAAAAUUAGACAUGGAUUGAGAUUAUUACCCUUACAUGCUACUUUAAUAUGUCGGUUGUACGUACGUGGUGCUUAAAUCAUCGUACGGAUUAAUGAGUAAUUUUAUUUUCCUAUACGCCUGUUUAUUGACAAAUUACAAAAUUAUCCUUAUUAGAAUAAAUGUAUAUGUCAAUCUGGACCACAUCAGAUAAUAUUAUUAUGAUUGCUCAAUUUAUAUUGCUACCGCAAUCUUUACGCGGACAAUUACUCUUCCCACAGCCCGUGAACCUCCCGGAUACAUCUCGACAAACGAAGCUACGUACUACUUACUAAUAACAUAUUAACCCUGUCAAGAAAGUUCCAUAGAUCGAUCGAUAAUGUGCAUACGACAUCGUAGAUAAUUUAAUUAGGUAUCUAUUUUUUAUAUUUUUAUUUAGGGUUUGGUCAAAUUGUUAUUA